CAUCCAUUUUCCAGUUUCAGUGAAUCGCGAGACAUCAGCCGAAUAGUAGCUCAAUCUUAACAACACUAGAAUACGCUUCGUUCACUUCGCAAAGGACUUCGAUUUGUGCCCAUUAAUAGAAGAGAUAAUGUUAGUGAAUCAGGAUGCUGAAUACUUUGUUUUAACCCUGGAUGAAAUUCGCCUCGAUUACAAGUAAAUAGUUUGAUGUGAAUAAUUCAUUGUUGUGCUUACUCUACUAUGUGUUAAUUCAAAUGUAUUAUUAGUGCGGGAAACCCGUGCCAACUUCUUCAAAAAAUCUAUCCGGGAGAAUCGUUAAAAAUCUAAAACAACCAAAAUCGCAACAGUGCAGGGAGUUCGUAACAUGUGCCAGAUCAUAGCAAAAAGGAAGAGUGAAAACCUCUGACAGGAUUAUUUGUCAUCCACAACAUAACAGACGCACAUAAAAUCGAUGGGCUGAUGGUGAUUCUCAGUGCAAGAGAAUCCAAUAAUAUAUGCAUGAUAAUUUUGCAUGGAUUAGAUGUGAUCCUGACCGCUAUUGAUGUGAUGCGUUGCAACGCGGUGGUGAAUCACAACAGUGUGUGCUAGGCAUUCGUCAGUGAGCCGUAAUGUGAUUGAUUAUAGAUUGCAGUGGUGCGAGCAAGGAAUAAAUUAUUCAUUAUCGCAAGACCGAACGGCGACGGUUACAUUGAAAGUGGGCGGCAGUUGGGUUAGAUAAGUGAUCAUAUGUAUACCACCCGUUGAUGUUGAGUCCAAAAUCGUUACCAGCUGGAUACUGUUUGAUGGAAGAGUAGAGUUCAACUCAAUGUGGGCACACGCGGAUAAUAAUCAUUACAGUUUUCCAAUAAAUACAGUUCACUAAUUUCCAUCAACAGCAGACAUCUACCGGAUCCAUCUCGGGAGCGAGAAUCGUUUCCUGCCACGUUGGAACCAUACGCGAAGGCCUAAACUAUACGGCUAUGUCUCUCAGAAGGAGCUGUAACGCUUUGUGGCAAUAUUAAUUCGUAGCGUCAAGGAUUACGUCAAUUGAAAACCGGAACAACGAUAAAGGAGUAAGCUUCCGGAACUGUUUCCGAAGGUUUAACUUUGUCCACUUUACAACGGCUGCUUGGAUGAUCGAACAUGAAUAUUCAAAACAGAUUUACAGUCAACCAGUGAAUAGCAAGGAUAUACCUUAUCAGCCAGCAGAAUCAAAUUUAAAUUAAUCACUACUUCACGUCAACCGAGGCGUUCCUCAACAGGGAAUCGUUCUAACCAUGAAGUAUUCCAAAAUGCAACGGUACCAUCAGCCUCAUCACCCUCAGCACUAUCUUCAACAGCUAACACGCCAGCAAACGAGAGGUUGUGAAUAUAAAAUAGUAUGUGGAAAUUGAGUUAUGCAACUGAUUCAAUCAAAUUAGACAUGUUGCUUUGAUAAUAUAUCCUCCACAACCUCUAUAUCUACUUUCCCCCGAAUCGUGACGAUAACCGAGUCACGAAGGUGGGACAGUGAAGAGAAAGAACACACGUGAAUUCUGGAAUCAAGCAGUGAAAAAAAACUACUCAAACACAACACAGAUAAAUAUGAACACAAAGCCACCUCUCCAAGUUCCUAAUUUCAUCGGUAGUAGCCCCUCAUCUAGACCACAAAGUCCAUCGCUGUGCUUUUCCACCUCCUCGUCAAAAGCAGAAAAAAAUGAACCGGUGACACUUUGUGGCUGUCGCCGAGCACCGAAGUCACAAUGCUGCUCUGCUAUAGGUGUCCUGAUACUGGUCCUCGCGUACACCGCAUUAGGCUCCGUGCUGUUUGUGACGCUGGAAGGAGACGCAGACGAAAGCGAUAUGAUUGAGAGCUCGGUUGCAGCCUCCAAGCCAUAUCCUAGACAUGAUGUAGUUAGCUCAGAAAUAAGACUAAAAACUGUAGAUCGACUAUGGUCUAUUACGGAAGACCUAAAUAUAUUAUACAAAGAAAAUUGGACUCGCCUAGCGGCCCAGGAAGUGCAACAUUUCCAGGAUACUAUCUUGAGAGCGGUACGGGCAUCCAGAUCGCAGCAAGUGGCUAAUACUCAAAACAACACAAAACCCUACAAGUGGACGUAUGCUUCGGCAUUUUUGUACUCUUUAACGCUGAUCACAACUAUUGGUUAUGGUGGUAUUUCUCCGCGUACUCAAUGGGGAAGAAUUGCGUCGCUAGCUUAUGCUCUGUUUGGCAUACCGAUAAUACUGUUGUAUCUAUCAGCAAUGGGUGAAGGACUAUCUGCGGUCAUGCGUUGCUUGUUCCGUCGCAUACGACCAUCGUCGCACACAGCAUCGAACAGUGCCAGCACAAGUUCCAGCUUGAGCGGCAAUUCGGCAAUAAAUAGUAAAUCUUCCAGUUCUGAAUUACAGAAACGGUCCCAGCAGAGCACAAACUAUCACCAGACAUGGACUGGGAUACACGAUCCACACGGCUACGGAGGUGUCAGUGGACUCGAUGGCAACGGUUUAGAUGGCGGAAGCAAUGGAAGAGUACCUUCAGGAAUCAAUGGCAGCAAACAUAAUCAAUCAGUCGUACCAAUAUCAAUCUGCAUCAUGAUACUAAUUUGCUACGUAACGUUGGGAGCCGUUCUGUUUCAUAAAAUUCAGCCUUGGGGUGUGUUGGAGAGUUUGUACUUUUGCUUUACUUCGCUCGGCACAAUCGGCUUUGGUGAUUUGGUACCAACAGGAAACAUUCCACAGUAUGCAGCCUCCGCUUAUAUUGUCGUUGGUAUGGCCGUUGUAGCGAUGUGCUUCAGUCUGAUACAGACAGAGCUGAUAGUAUGGUUGAAGAAAUUUGCUACUUCAGAAUCCCUUCCCUCAUCGACAGAGGACGUUGCUCUGGUAUCCGUUGCAAUGACUCCGAUAAAAUCCUGACAAAGGCCAACCGACAUUAUGCCUAAUGAGUACAACUCAUUGCCACGUCGGUCCAGCGCAUUCCAGCGAAAUACACCGGCUCGUCGUUCAGCUGGAAUUAUGGAGAAUCACGUAGAAUAUUUCGUACCGAGAAGUGUAAGUGAAUUCAACCUCUCUGGAGUGGGGGAUCUGGCGCUUCCACCAACGAAACGCAGCAUGGUAACACACGCUGGCAGCUCAACAAUGAUCUCGAUAACCAAACCAAGAGAAAAAAUGGUAACAUUUGAAGAUGAAUCAAAAUGCCCCCAUGGAUUACUUACAACGCCACGAAAAACUACUCUUGCCAACGACGUGUUUAUGUGACGAGAGGGAUCAUGAGAUGAAUCUAUUCAACGUCCUGAAGACAUUAUCAAAGUCUGAUAAUCACUCACCCAAAUACUUCAAAACCUAUGCUCAUUUUACAACUCACGGUUGGCAUAAAUGCGUCCCUUUCCGUCAUGAAUUUAAUGGAAAACGAAAAAUAAACUAGAAAUCGCUACACGAGGUAACACUAGAGAAAACAACUUUUUUGAGUAACCAAUUUUAUUUCACGUAAGGCCAAAAACCCAACCGCUCAUAUGAUAACAAAUAAGAAACCAUUUUACUUCCUUCGUGGUUUUAUGAUCGAAUCAUAAUCAUUUUUAUGACAGUAUAAAAUAAUGGAAGGGACGAACAAUAUUGAAAUGUAAGGGCGAAAUAUAAUGAAGAUUAAAAAUGUAACAUUGUUCAUGAUAAUCUUCUAACGCAUGAAUAAAAAAUUCACGAUUUUGUUCUUGAAAUUCACCUGUUUUAUUUGAAAUAAGCAUGCAGAUUAAUAUAAAACGUUUAACACACUAAAAUGGUAUAAAUUAAAAGUAAACAUAAAAAUGGCCAUAUUAUGAGCGUCCUGCACUAUAAAUUCAAUAUAAGAAAAGUCAGGAAAACAAUAAAAUGAAUAAAAUUCGAACUAAAAAUUCAGGACGUUGUCGACUGUAA
This is a messenger RNA of Malaya genurostris, 3861 nucleotides long. RefSeq names its product potassium channel subfamily K member 6-like. The transcript is spliced from 8 exons. Gene Ontology annotation, cellular component: membrane. NCBI's taxonomy places the organism in Eukaryota, Metazoa, Arthropoda, Insecta, Diptera, Culicidae. Gene Ontology annotation, biological process: potassium ion transmembrane transport; stabilization of membrane potential. Bases 1561 to 2868 code for a protein of 435 amino acids. Gene Ontology annotation, molecular function: potassium ion leak channel activity. The record is from RefSeq and is a predicted model, not a curated record.